Molecule: messenger RNA, 2850 nt
Organism: Blepharisma stoltei
Lineage: Eukaryota; Ciliophora; Heterotrichea; Heterotrichida; Blepharismidae
Source: the annotation of a GenBank genome assembly
AUGAAGUACAAAUUCGAAAUAAGCAUACUCGAAGUUCAAGGACUUGGAGACGGUCCAUUUGAUUAUACAAUAGCACUUGAUUCCACCGAGCAGCAGCUUUUUGACACCGAUACCUUUGAGAUCUAUGGGGAAGGAAACUUUUCUCUUGGAAUUCAAAAAGCAGAUGAAGGCCUCUGCGGAUUUAAAAUUCCUAUGAAUGUAUUGCAUGGCUAUAAAACGAAAUGAUUCCCAGUCAGCUGCCCAUAUAUUGAACUAACAACCUUACUCCCCCCUCCCUCCGUAAGUGAACAAAAAAUUUUGUUCACUCACGGAGGAGGGUUAAUUUUUUUUUUUUAAAAAAUUUAUAUAUAUAAAUUUUAUAGAAAAAACAAUUUUUUCGAAAUUUAAAAAAAAUCCUAAUUUGCAAAAAUUGGGAAGCAAAUAUUAAUUUAAUUUAUGUUUUAAAACGCAAUUUGUUUAAAAUUAAACAGAAUUAGCUCGAGAUUUCAUUAUACUAAUUAUCACUUAUAUAUCAAUUUUUUUUUCCAUAAAAAAUUUUUUCUAUUAAAAAAAAUUUUGUUAACUCACGAGGGUGGUUUUUUGGGCAAAAAAUAGGGAUUUUUCUAAUGGUUUUGUUCACUCACGGAGGUGGGGAAGUUAGAUUGUGAUAUCGGCACUCCAUGUGUUCUUCUAUCUAUCACAGAAAUAACAGUAUUGUCCCCUGUAAUAGAAAGAAGAGAAAUAAGCGAAUGCUCUAGAAAUACCAGUCCGGUUAUGUGCUCACCUCAAAAUUAUGUGUCAGAAUUAAUGCCUGACAUUCAAAAUGAAGCAAAAUUCGCGUAUAAUAGCUCAAUUAAGCUUGAGCUUGAGCAGAAAGAGCUGUUUACUGUCCAUCUCAAAGAUUUACUUUAUGCUUCCAAAGAAGAAACAACAAAGUUAAGAACUGCUUAUGGGGAUAUCAUAAUAAUAAAAUGGCUACGUUCGGAAAUGGUUUUCUCAUGAAAGUUUCCCUCUCGCGAGUUUUAUUAUUAUGGUGUUCGAUUUAUUUGAUGCACUUUAUCCGUAAUGUCAAUAUGGCUAAUCGCAUAGGGUAAGACAUACUGGCCAAGGAAUUUAAUACGUAUAUGAGCUUACCACUUGGCACACCCAAGGGAGGGUGACCCUUAAGUGGAAUACGCGCAAGAGUCAAAUUAAAGGCGAGGAAGUGUGUCCUGUGUGUGGGUUUUGGCCACUCAACGAAUUGCUGUUUCGGAAUGUUCUCCUAUUUUGAUGACUUCGGUACUUAUGGCAUCGACCCUUUUUGGCCAGGAAUUGUCCGGAAUUCUCUGCUUGAACUUAAUAGGAUGGGGCCCAUGAAUGCCUAAAUCAUUCUGCUGAAGAGACUGGCAUUUUAAGCACUAACUCCUCCUCCUCCGUGAGCGAACAAAAACGUGUAUAUAUAAAAAAUUUUUAAAAAAAUCCCAAUUCGGAUAAAUUGGAAUGCAAAUACUUAUUUAAUUUGUAAGAUUUAUGUUUAAAAUGCUAACUAAACAGAAUUAGCUAAGAUUUCAUUACAAUAAUUAUCAUUAUAUAUCAAAAUUAUUUUUUAAGCAAAUAUUUUGGUUUGCUCACAGGUUUUUGGGCAAAAAAUAGGAAUCUUUCCAAUGGUUUUGUUCGCUGAUUUAUGAGAGAAUAAGUAAUUAAUGCAAUGCUUAUGGGGACAUCAGGGAGCAAAUGAACGAGUGUCUAAACGAUUUUCAAGAGAAAAAAUCGGAGCUUAUAAAAGAAAUUGAGGAGGCUAGAGAGGAAAAAUCCAAAGCUGAAGCAAAAAUAUCUGCUUUAGAAUUGAGAAUCAUUAAGCUUGAAAGUGAAAAUUUGAAAUUAACUCACCAAAUUUCACAUAAUAACAGGGUCUUCGAAUUUAAUCAAAAAUCUGAGCAAGAAGAUUUGGAAGGUAAACUGAUUGAGUCAGAAAAUGAAAGGAAAAAGUUGCAGGAAGCAUUAAUUUCUGCGCACGCCCAAUGGGAAGGAAAAACAGUUUCUUCAAAUGGUCAUCUUGAAAAAGAAAAUCAGUUACUUGAAGACAAAAAUAAAAUUCUAUCAGAAAGGCUGCGAAAUGCUGAGUUUCAGCUAAAAGAAAACGCAACAAAAGUGAGUGAGCAGCACUAUUUAAACCAAAUUCACUCACUAAAUAGCAAAAUCUCGAACUUGCAAAAUGAAAACGAGUCCUUACAGCAGCAAUCUCAGGAAUUGCUAUAUGAAAAUAACCAAUUCAGAGAUGCUUUAGAAAAACUAAAAUCAACAAUAAUAAAGCAAGAAGAAGAAAACUCAGAACUUUCUGAACAAUUGAAAUUGGCAAUCGAAAAUAUAUCAACUUCGAGAAGCAGCAGAACAGAUGUUGAUACUGAGCUGAAGGGCUAUUUAUUGAAAAUUGGAAUAAAAAAUCCAUUUGUAAAAAUAUCAGAAGGACUCUAUAGUUUGGGCAAUAAAAAGUUCAGUAUAAGUUUAAGAAAUGGAGCACCAGUGAUAAGAGUAGGAGGCGGAUAUAUGUUUAUUGAAGAAUUCCUUAAAAUCUAUUUGACUCAAACCAAGAAAAAAUCAGAAGAAGAUGAAAACCCAAAGCGAUCAUUAAGCUCUGAGCCAAAGCUCGGCAAAGGCAAAACCCUUGAGCCUCUAUAUAAGGACGAUUGUGAAAAUAACAUGUCAAUGAAUGAAAUUAUUAACAUGACUCCUGUUCAAACUCCAUUAAAGUCUGAUUCUUCAUGCAAAGACUUGAAAAAACAAAUGGCAUUAGGCUGCAAAGCCAAAAUUUUGAACCAGGUCCCUAAGCUCCAAACUUCUUUGAGAGAAUAUACACCUCUGUCAUCAAGAAGAGUGAAAAUACCAAAAUAA